GUGGGUUUGCCUAAAGCUGCUGUUGGCAGCCGGCUUGGAUUGCUGAAGCAACAAUUGGGCCCCAGAGCCAGAGGAGGGGACCGGCGCAGCGGUUUGCUUCAGGCCAGACACUGAUCACCGCUCAACAAAAGACCAAAAAGUGGAAGGAUUGGAAACUGUGCCUGUGAUCUGCAGCUCCGCGGCCCGAAUGGCCGCCUCAUCAGUACAUGUCUGCACUCCAUGGCCGUUGCUGCCCUCUGCCCCCCCCGCCCUGGGAGUCUCUGUCGGACUGCUCUGCUCAGCGUGACGGAGGACCACCAGCGGGAUGAAGAUGGAUCCAACUGGAUUUGUGUUUUCUCUUCUGUGUGACUAGUUGAAGGGACUCCCACCUUCAUUCAUCAGACUGCAGAGCAAACAGAUGCAGAAGUAAACAUCAACAGCUUAUUUAAACCGACUUUCUCAGCAAAGAUCUUGCUGAGUGUUGACUCUUUUUGUUCUGGUUAUGAGUUGUUCAUCUCCAACCAAUGAGCCAGAGAGCUGCAGCAGCGAGGAGAGCAGCUGCACCACCUCCUCCAUUACUACCUCUGACCCGUCCUCUAUGUCUGGACAGACUGACCCCCUAAAUGAGGCCCAACAUAAAGCUCCCCCGCCGCCUCCCCUCCCUCCCCCACCUCCUCCCCCUCUGGCAACGACGCCCGCCAACCACAACCCAAGGAAAAAGCGCCGUGUGCGCAGCUUCUUCUGGAAGCCCAUCCCAGAGGAGAAGGUACGGGGGAAGCCGAACAUCUGGACUCUGGCGGUGCGGCAGCAGCAGUACCAAAUCGACGUUCGCUCUGUUGAGGAGCUGUUCGGGCAGCAGGAAGACACAGCCUUUUUACGAGGCACAACGGCAACAACUGGAACCUCGACUCGUAUAUCGAGGUCCCGCUCCUUUAAGGACAACAGCAGGAAUGAGGUCAGCAUCCUUGACUCCAAAAGAGGAAUGAAUGUGGGCAUUUUCCUCAAGCAAUUUAAGAAGUCAAACCGCUCCAUUGUUGAAGACAUCCGAUGUGGAGAGGGGAAGAUUUAUGGAGCUGAGCUGCUCAAAGACCUGCUGAAGCUCCUGCCUGACGCAGAGGAGAUCAAGAAACUGCAAACUUUUAAAGGAGACCCAGACAAGCUGACACUGGUUGAUUCCUUUAUGUACCUCCUGAUCCAGGUGCCACGGUUUGAAGUUCGGAUCGAGGCCAUGGUUCUCCGUGAGGAGUUCUUACCUGGCAGUGCUGCAAUGAGUCAUGACAUCGAUGUCAUCAGAGCCGCUACUGAAGAGCUGAUGAACUGUGAGGAGCUUCAUGCCAUCCUUCAUCUGGUCCUGCAGGCUGGAAACAUCAUGAACGCUGGUGGCUACGCAGAAAAUGCAGUUGGAUUUAAGCUUUCGUCUCUUCUCUCAUUGGCCGACACUAAGGCCAACAAGCCAGGAAUGAACCUGCUGCAUUUUGUUGCCAUGGAGGCGAAGAAGAAGGAUGAAAAGCUGCUAAAGUUUCCAGAGAAUCUGCAGCAUGUACAGAGUGCAGCCAGAAUUUCAGUUGAAAACAUUGAGCUGGAGUUUUCCUCCUUAUACGUCCGGAUCAAAUCCCUGGAAGAGAAAAUUCAAGGAGAAGAGCAGCUCCAGCUGCAGCUGGAGCCCUUUCUGCAGAGCUCAGCGCAGACGCUGCAGGACUUAAAGAGGCGCAGGCUGGAACUGCGAAAAGAGGGCAACACUCUCAUCGAUUUCUUUUGUGAAGACAAGGACACCUUCAAGCUGGAUGAGUGUUUCCGGAUUUUUCAAGACUUCUGCAUUAAAUUCAACAAAGCUGUAAAGGACAACAGGGAGCGUGAGCUGAAGGAAGCAGCCAGACUGCGGCGGCUCAGGGAGCUGGAGGAGAAGCGCUUUGCGUGGGCCGCUGAGGAUCACAGCAGCGUCUUCGGCCGCAGCAGCAGCGAGAGCGACGUAGAAAUGCUCACCAAGGAAGGCCUGCUGGACUUCUUCCAGAAAAGAUCCCAGAGUCCAAACAGUCCUCUAGGACGCUCUGCCAGCGCCCGCCGCCACCGUCACACUGUGACCUCCGUAGUAGACCGUGAGCUCCAGGGUUACCUGGAGCUGUUUGGAGGCGCUGGGAACCCCACCAACUACUCCAGGUUCUACAGCCUGCCUCGGCCCGGCCGGCCUCUCCACAGGAACGGCGUGCCGUGGAUUCUUGGUCAGGAUGACAGCAGAGAGGCGACGUCUCCACAUGCAGAAACGGAGCCCGUCAGCUCUCUGGCCAGCUUCUCCUCCUCUUGCAUGAACGACAAUGAAGUCGUCAACGACAACAAUAAUUACUCGUCUGUUUCAGAGAGCAGCGCUUUGCCUCGACCCUUCUGUGUCUUUCAGAAGCCCACCCGCCUUCCCAACCCGGCUAUUUCUGGCCUCAUGAAUGUUAGCGUGGACAAGCACACUUUAGUUCAAGCUCCUCAAAGUUUUGACCUGCAGAGCCCAAACAACAACAGCGACCAAAAGCACUUUGUCAGCCAUGGCGACGUUGUCGUAACUGAACUCGAACAGGAGGCAGAAUGUUCUCCCAGACAUCAGGACAGAUUCAUGUUUGAUGAGGUUUCAGAGAAAAGAGCUGAUCCAAAGGCAGGGGAAGGUAAAGACGAGGCAGGAGCUUCCUCUGAGAGGGAGAAAGACGACAAGGACUGCAGCACAGUUUCAUCCACAACCUGUGAUACUCCCCUCCCUCUGGACACCUCUGUGUCCAACAAGAAGCCCAUGUUUUACAUAAUAGACUGCACCGAAACAGACUGCUCUGUGGUGCUGGAUUACUCCGAGGCUGAAAGCUCAUCGCUCACCAAAGAAGGUCUUCAGUUUGUUCCUCAGUGGAGCAAAGAUCUGGAAAGCCAGCAAGGUCCAAAUUCCUCCUGCAACGACCAGUAUGUCUCAACCAGUGAGCUCUCAGCGCCCAAAUCUGCCGACGCAACAUCUGUGGCUGCAUCUGCCACCACAGAGGACUGGGACACAGAAAGCUGCGACACAGCAGAGGGGAAACAGGCUGCAGAGAAGGACCAGAGAGCAGGCAGAAAACCGCUGAACUCAAAGGGCAACAAAGUGUCAAAGGGUAGCGGGGGUCGAGGGGUUCGGACUCUGACCAGCGCCGAGAGCCAGGGAGUCCGGAAAGUUGUCCCCAUCAGCAGGGUGAACAGGUCGGGCAGCAGCAGGAGGACAGACAGACCUUUGGUCCAAGACGGCGGAGAGGCACACCGACACCUCCGUGACCAAAGCACCCCUGCAAGAGGAAGAGCCGAGAAGACAGCAAGGCCACCUCGACACUCAAGUGUUCCUCCUGAUGACUCCAAGGUCCAGAGGGGGGGUGAUCUUACGGGGGGCGUGUCUAGGUGGGCGCGAGAUUCAACGCCGAGGAAAUCUUCCCUCCACAAGCCGAGCGCCAAACCCCUCAGAAACAUCCCAAAGCCCGUACACGAGGAGAAGAUGUGCCGCUCCACCAUGAGGGCCCUGGCUCAGGCUCAGGCUGGAGCCCAUGGGGGGCCUUCCUCCGAGAACAGCAGCUCAGAACCGCAAAGCGCUAAGAACUCCUCUAACGUCCCCAGCUUUGCCCGAAACACUGUAGCUUCAUCUUCCAGGACCAAGAGGGAUCUGGGUCCUCCCUCCAUCCCUACCACUCCGUCCCGCAGUCCUUCGCUCCGGGGACACCGCACUCCCACCAAGCAGAACCGAGCCUCACCGACACCUCAGAGCAAUGAAGAAAAGCCUCCAGGGACACAUCUGCGGCGGGUGCACAGCGUCAAGGCGGCCAGCCGCAGCGCCUGUCGCAGCGAGACCCCGCCUCCAACAUCAACAAGGGGGAGGAUUCGGAAGACCAGCAGCUUUUCUGAAAAGUCUGUGCAGCUCAGAGACUCGUUGCUGUCUGGCAAAGCCACAAAGCCAAGCUGGAAGUGAAACCAGACCUGAUGCAACCUGACUGCAGUCACAGACGACCUCUCCAUUUAGAAUAGAGUGAUAUUUACUCACCUUACCAAUCCACAGUGGAGAGGAAUCCUCUCCAACAUGCAACAGACCUGAAGCUGAAAUCCAUAUUUUGCUGUUUCACCCUCUGAGGUUACUUCUGUAGUUGACAAGUGCAAAGAGCAAGAUGCAAUGAACCUCUUAAUUUUUGUCAUGUUUCUUUAGAAAAUUACUUUUGUUGUUCCGCUAACAUGACAAGUGGUAAAUUGGUGAUCUUACACAGAAGCCUUAUUGCCUGCUUAGCUGUUAAUCUGCAGAACCCUGUAUGCUACUGUCUGUUACGAUGUUAAUGUUUAAAAAAAAAUACUGACUCACUACCAUAAUGCUGCUAAUUAGCUCUGAUUGUUCCCUUUUUUUUAUUUCAGGGUUUCAGAAUCUGGUAAAUCUUGCCGCUGUCACUGUGCCUUGAAAAAGUAUUGACAACCUGAGAACUUUUUCACAUCUUCUCAAGUUACAACAUAAAAAAAUGAAUACAAUAGGUUUAAUAUGUACUUUAUGUGAUUGGAAGAUAACAAUGAGUAUUGCACACAUUGGCAAUGGCAGGACUGCACAAUGUGAGGAAAUAAUGUUAUGCAAUAUGCUCAAUAUUUCAGGUAUAAUAUUGUUUAAAUCCUCAUUUUUCUUAGUUUCCUGUUUCUCUGUGGUUAUUGCGAUGCUUCAUCAGGGCGUCUGAUCUGAGUCAUGCAGGCCAGUAAAUAUCCAGCCAACAGGCUGCAUGUAUAAUUGGCAGAUUGAUGGAAUUCACGUUUAUAAUUCACUCUGGGAUUUCUGAAGGUUUUUAUUUGGGAACAUCAAAGUAAACAGGGUUCAAUACAAAUGCUCUCCACAGUUUUCAGGUUUUUAUUCCUUGUGUCCCUUUCCUCCGCCUUCACAAUGAUGUGCAGCCUUGCCUUUGUAUUGGUCUAUCACAUAAAAUGCCAAAUGAAUACGCACACGUUUGUAGUUGUAAUACAAGAAAUCAUUCAAAACGUUGAGCGCUGUUCAUGCUUCUGCCAGGCAUUGUGUGUGUUUUCGUUUUGUCUGGUCCUCCAACUGUUUCCUUUGCUCAAAACCUCAGACAGAUCGCUGUGGCCUUGUAAUCACAUGAGAAGGACUCAUUGAUUUUUAUGUGCUGACAACAUGGACAUAAUCUGAUCAGUUAAAGUCCAUGGCAUUCUCAAGUUAGAACAACAUGUAAAUUCACAAAUAAAAUACCACUGUACACAAACUGCUUUUGGUACCUUUUCUAUUUAAGCGUCAAUCAUUUGUAAGUGCAUGAAGUCACUGUGGACUUCAGAAAUGUUCAAAUUUUGAAAAGACAUGAUAAAUAUUGAUGAUGUAAAAUAAAAAUGUUGAGUGAAUUUAAAUAAUACUGAAAACAUGGCCAGUGAUCCCUUCAUAAUAUUGAAUAGCGCUACGAAAAGAUUUUUGUCUCAUUAAGAUUGAUCUUGUUUUUGCUCUUCACAGAUAACUAUGUAAAUAUGAUCUGAGGAUUUAGGAGGGUUAGAUUAUCUCACUCAGGAUGUUUUUUGGCAGGUGGCUCUUUGUGGGGGUUUUUGGUCAUUUAACUUGAACAUUUCUGCUUGACACCGGUUUUGUUUCUUAUUAUCGAAUCAUGAACUUUGACCUUACCUGAGGCAAGUGAAGCCUGCACAACCUGAGAUGUUCUAUGAUGGUUUGUGACCUCUUGGAGGAGUCCAUAUAUUGUGUCUGGAGACUCUCCCUGUGGUUCAUCUUCAAACUGCUUAGUGACUCUUUCUAGACUCAUGAAUCAACAGCAUGUCUCAAAUUUCUCAGUUCUUUUCAAUCGUGGCAUAAAAUUGUUUAAUGAAAACAUUUAAACUCCGUUUUGUUGGAUUUGAUCUAUAUGUUUGUUGACGCUACUAGUUUGUUGACCAGUAGUACCAGGUUUUCAAAGAUGUUCAUUAACAGUUAACAAUU
Molecule: messenger RNA, 5920 nt
Organism: Poeciliopsis prolifica (blackstripe livebearer)
Lineage: Eukaryota; Metazoa; Chordata; Actinopteri; Cyprinodontiformes; Poeciliidae
Gene: fhdc1
Product: FH2 domain containing 1
Exons: 12
Coding region: 482-3934 (1150 amino acids)
Source: RefSeq, a predicted model, not a curated record